AUGAUGAAUCCUUCUCUUAAGUUUCUUAUUCAAUUAUGCCACGGCCAUGAACCUUUGAUGCAACCCGAGGGACUUGAGAAUGGAGACCUAAAUGACGGGUUAUCAGACCCUCCCACUCUUUUUUCUGCCGAGAGAAUCAAGCUUCAUGACGUUAUCGAGAUAUCCGAUGUUGAGCAAGCUCGUCAAUUUAUAUGCAUGUUUAAUCUUUCUCGUUUGGACAAAAAGAAUUUAAAAUGCUGGAAAAAGACACGCCAUACACUCACAUGGUCUGACUCGAAACCCGGAGGGAAUCUGCCUCCUAAUCCUGAUAUGUUGCUGCUGGCUUCCGUGCACCACGAUACUCUGAUACGCCUGGUAUUUCCCCUGUGCUCCAUGAUGACCGACAGGUCGGACCCUUCAAGACCACUGACCGGUGAUAAUAUCUGGCGGCAUUUCAACUGGAAACUUUCCAAUCGAACUUUACCUCUUGGGCCCAUUCAGUGGACCGAAGACUCGGAUGGUCGAAAGAUGGCACUGGCGGUUGGUGGGGAAGCAGGGUUCAGGAGAACGGAAAUAAUUGUAAUCUUGGAUCCUGUCAAUAAACAAUGUUCAAAGUCCAUAUGCGCUGGCACUUGUACGGAAUUGCUUUUGCGCCUGAUAGGCCGUAUGGUUAAAUGUGGGAACCCUAAAGGCUUUGUUUCUAAGAUACCGGAGGAGUAUAGAUCACUUUAUUGGUGA
This is a messenger RNA of Penicillium cinerascens, 717 nucleotides long. RefSeq lists its product as uncharacterized. The transcript is spliced from 4 exons. The record is from RefSeq and is a predicted model, not a curated record. Bases 1 to 717 code for a protein of 238 amino acids. Lineage: Eukaryota; Fungi; Ascomycota; Eurotiomycetes; Eurotiales; Aspergillaceae.